CUAAACUAUAAUAAACUCUCCUUUUUUUCAUAACUUCUUUGCAUGCAUAAAACAUUAACCAUGCACAAAAUACUGGUGUGCAUAGUAGAAAGAAGAAAGGUUUAUAGAUGCAAUAGUUGAAGGGGACAUAAUUUCAACCAUUUAGAUGCAGAAAUAGUGAGACUUAGGUGGAGCUUGAUUUGGGUAAGCCCUUUGCAAUCUCUGGAAUUUCUAAAAUUCUCUUUUUGUCACAUCAGUGAAGAAAAAAAAAAUUACCCCAAUCAAAUGUGACCUGAUUAUUAAAAUGUGAACCGCACGGCUGUAUAAUAUUCCUCCUUUAUGUCUUUCCCCUUCGCACAGUGGAGAAUAUUUUUAUUUAGGUACUGAUGCAGAAUAUGGUGUGCUUUAUAUGAAAAGUGUUUUUGUUCUUACUUAAGAAUGAUGGAACUCUUCCUUGCCUUUUCUGUAGUUCCUGUUUUUUUUUUUUUUAAAUUUUAUAACUUUUUCUUGUUUCUUGUUUGUAUUUACCUAAAUGGAGCAAAUAAUUUUACUUUGGAAUAUAUCGGUCCAAGUUGCAUCUUGUCGGUAAAACAGGUUUUUUUUUUGGGGGGGGGUAAAAAAUAGGGCUGUGUGGUUGGACCGACAAAACCAGCGGGUUAUCAAAGAUAACAUUCGGCAAACCGUUCCGACGACUUGAUCGGUACAACCAACCAUCGGCAAACCGGCCUUGGUUGAUCUGGUAGCAGUUCCUAAUAUGGUCUUCCUCCAGUUGUUGGUUAUGAGCAUUUGGUGUGGUGUGGUUACCACACCGAACACAACCCCAGUUAAAAAUGUAAAGCAGGCUAGUUUCAAACAAAUUUGUUAAAUGUAGCAAAGUUUGAUUGAUGUUAUUUGGGCUUCCAGAAGCAAACCUCCUUUUUUUUUUUUUUCUUUUUUUUAAUGUAAGGCAAACUGACUUUGGAUAUAAUAAAAUGGUGCAGUCAAGCCUCCAAAAUAGAAGCUCAAUUUCUUCGUCUAGCAACCAACAAAUUUCAGAAUAGUUCGAAACGUUGAAAACCAUUUUGAACUCUCAUGCAUAUAUAAAAGUUCAAAACCCUACAAACCAACAUACCAACAUGAAGGAAAAACAGGUGACAAAAAUGGCCACCAAUGAAGAAGAGGAAAUUCACUCCCAAUAUGCUAUGCAAUUAGCAAGCGCAUCACUUGUGCCUAUGGUGCUCAAAGCAGCCAUAGAGCUUGGAGUGUUUGACAUACUGCACAGAGCUGGCCCUGGAGCCCUGCUUUCAGCCACCCAAAUAGCAUCUCUGCUUCCCUCUAACAACAACCCAGGUGCCGAUUUGGUUCUUGAUCGUAUGCUUCGCCUUCUGUCUGCUUACUCUGUUCUCGCUUGCUCUGUCACCUCACACCAAACUGAUGGGGAGGCUCUCAGGCUUUAUGGGCUGUCACCUGUCUCCAAAUAUUUCAUCAAAAACCAAGAUGGUGUGUCAUUGGCACCUUUACUAUAUUUGUGCAAUGACAAGGUCACCAUAGAUAGCUGGUUCCAUUUGAAAGAUGCAGUUUUGGAAGGAGGGCUUCCAUUUAGCCAGGCCUAUGGAAUGAAUGUGGUGGAGUACGUUGGGAAGGAUGAAAGAUUUCGGGGAGUGUUCAAGGACUCAAUGAAAGAGUUCAACCCCAUUUUUAUGAAGAAGAUUUUGGAGACUUAUAAGGGUUUUGUAGGUCUAAAAACACUUGUAGAUGUGGGUGGUGGUGAUGGUACUAUCCUUAACAUGAUAAUCUCCAUGUACCCUGCCAUCAAGGGUUUCAACUAUGAUUUGCCUUCUGUUGUAGAAAAGUCUCCCUCCCAUCCUGGUAUAGAGCACAUUGCAGGAGAUAUGUUCGUAAGGAUUCCGAAAGGAGAUGCCGUUUUCAUGAAGUGGAUGCUACAUGGCUGGGAUGACAAACAUUGCUUGAUGAUACUGAAGAAUUGCUAUGAGGCCUUGCCAGACCAUGGGAAAGUGAUACUGGUGGAUAUGGUGGUACCAGAAGCCCCUGAAACUAGUCUUUCUGCUAGCAGUUUGUUUCAGUUUGAUGUGUACCUGAUGAACACUAAUGCGAUGGGAAAGGAGAGAACAGAGAAAGAAUUAGAAAGUUUGGCAAAAGAAGCAGGGUUUUCAAACAUUCGAGUUGCAUGUUCUGCUUUUACUUUUUCAGUCGUUGAGCUGUUUAAAAACGUGUAAUAUCCAGUUGGAUGUGUUUUAUUUUUCAUUAAUUACUCUUCUUUUCUUUUCAA
This is a messenger RNA of Prunus persica (peach), 2248 nucleotides long. RefSeq names its product caffeic acid 3-O-methyltransferase. Gene Ontology annotation, biological process: methylation. The record is from RefSeq and is a predicted model, not a curated record. Gene Ontology annotation, molecular function: protein dimerization activity; O-methyltransferase activity; S-adenosylmethionine-dependent methyltransferase activity. Bases 1095 to 2195 code for a protein of 366 amino acids. NCBI's taxonomy places the organism in Eukaryota, Viridiplantae, Streptophyta, Magnoliopsida, Rosales, Rosaceae. The transcript is spliced from 4 exons.